UAGGUGAGGCUUUACUUGUUUUGAUAGGGGUGCAGCCCUAUCAAAACAUUUUCCAUAAUAAAAACCUUAAUUGCAGCUAUGUAUCUCCCUUCCCGUCCCAGCGUCAUUGUUGCAGGGGCAAUAGCGAACUUGGCGCCUUCUUUGAGGGUUUGAAUCAUCUAACAGCGAGUUUGUUCUUGGUAUCGAGAUCACUAAGCACCAGAUCUGAGAUUUUUUGACCUGAUAAAAGGUCUCAUACAUCAAGUUGCAAUAUAUGUGGAGAAUUGACAUCUGCAAUAGGAAGUAAAGGAAAAGACAAACAAGAAGAACUAAGCUGGAAAAGGAAGGAAGCUGAACAAAAACAGAGCAGAUUAAAGGAAGGGUAUCUCUCACUGGAGAAAAACAGAGCAGAUUAAAGGAAGGGUAUCUCUCACUGGAGAAAGGCUUCUACGCACAAAACUAGUGAUGACUCGGCUUUCAAGUUGGACUUCCUAAGCAUGUGCUGUGAAGAGAUGUUUCACAAAACUACUGAUGACUCAGCUUUCAAGUUGGACUUCUUAAGCAUGUGUUGCGAAGAGAUGGUUCUCUAGGUAUCAACGUGCAAGAUUUCUUCCAGAUGAUUGAUGAUCAGGACCUGGGAUUGUUUGCCAACUUUCUCGGCAUCUUUAUAUUCAUUCUUGUAAUUGCUUACCACUAUGUAAUGGCCGACCCCAAAUAUGAAACCAGCUGAGGAAAGAGGUUAGCCGAAAAUGGCCCUUCCAAAAAGCGAAGGAUAAAGAGAGAGAUACAGAUGGGCUUUAUUAUCAUGUGAAAUGGAACGAAUUUGACGUUUCCUAUGACUAGCUGUUACUUGUCUUUCCAAAAAAUUAGGGGUAGAAUGUAUUAGGAAUACAGGAUUUUGCAUGUCCCCCUGACAACCCAUUCUUGAAUUUGGAGCCCUCCUGAACCUCUUCUUAUACUCAUGAAUCAGGUGUUUAUCUUUCUCACA
Molecule: messenger RNA, 967 nt
Organism: Amborella trichopoda
Lineage: Eukaryota; Viridiplantae; Streptophyta; Magnoliopsida; Amborellales; Amborellaceae
Source: RefSeq, a predicted model, not a curated record